CAAGAUGUCUGCGCCCAUGAUAUCCGACAUUUUCAAUUUUUACUGAUUGUUUUAGUGAAUUACUAAAUGAUUUUCACAAACCAUGAAGUUUACUCUUAGAAUCCGAACCGAGCAAGAAGAAGACAUCGAUUGGAGUGUAAAUCCAGAUGAAAUAACUUUCCCAAAUGUCUUAGAGGUCAUUUCAAAAAUUCUUCCGGGUAUAACUACUACAGCCUUUCAAUAUGUGGAUGAAGAUGGUGAGAAAAUCACCGUACGCAGCGAUGAUGAGCUGAAGGCCAUGUUCGAGAUGUAUGAGUGUGAGAUUUCGGAGGAGGACCUUGCUCGAGGGACCGUCCCACCUCUCAUCAUCUACCCGAGAAUUGGGAAAACACCAAAGGACAGAAACAGAUAUGACUUGAAGAUCAAAACAGAAACUGGAAGUAGCAAACCACCCAAAAACCAAAGUUCUCCAUUUAUGCCAGACAUGAGCCACCACAAGGCAAAGUCCAGUACCGAGCAGUUUUCCCAGAAAAUUACCUCCCCUUUACACCCUCUUCCGGGGAACCAGCCUUUCUCACAAGGUUCCCAGCUUGGAUAUAAUUCAGGUUCCCAACAGCCAACCAGCCCACAGCCAAUGGACGUGCCUAUGACCCCACAGAGUAUUCAGAUAGCCAGCUUACACCAAGUAAGCCCCCAGGCUGUCCAAAUAGCAGCAGACUAUGAGCAGCAGCAGAUGAGCUCGCCCACACAGACAGAGACGGACAGACGGACUGGAGAUAUGAAGCAGCUGUUGACGGGGGGAACGAUUGACGUGCAGCACUUGCAGCAGGUGGAGAUGAUAGGGAGUGGAAAUGGUGGAAAUGUCUACAAAGCCUUGCAUGUUCCCAGCCAGACAUUCAUGGCAGUGAAAGUAAUUGAAUUAGACGUGGAUAUAGAAAUACAGAGAAAGAUUAUCCUGGAAUUGGAUAUUCUACACAAGUGCGAUUCUCCCUCCAUCAUAGGUUUCUAUGGGGCGUUCUUUAUAGAAAACAGAAUCUCAAUAUGUACAGAAUAUAUGGAUGGAGGGUCCCUGGAGCGAUAUGGUCGUAUUCCCGAGGAGAUCUUGGGUCGUCUUGCUGUCAGGAUUAUAGAAGGACUGCUGUAUAUGUGGAGCCUAAAGGUCCUUCACAGAGAUAUAAAGCCGUCUAACAUUCUAGUCAAUACCAAAGGUGAUGUCAAGCUGUGUGACUUCGGAGUCAGUACGCAGCUUGUAAAGUCCAUAGCAAUUACUUAUGUCGGAACAAAUGCUUACAUGGCGCCAGAAAGAAUAAAGGCAGAGAAUUAUGGAGUGCCAUCAGAGGUUUGGAGUCUCGGUGUCACAUUGUUUGAGCUUGCAACAGGGGAAUUUCCAUUUCAAGAGAUGGUGUCAAAAUCAAACCCUGGUAGUAUGUUCAACAUGAUUUUAGAAGGGAGGACUCCAGUAUUACCACAAGAUGUAUUCUCACCUGAGCUUAGUGAUUUUGUAGCAAGAUGUAUGCAGAAAGAUCCAGAUAGGCGAAUAACCCAAAUAAAUGUUCUGGGUCACCCACUGAUCCAGAAGUACCUACAGGAUAGAAACAUUUCUAAGGUGCUGUCAGCCUGGAUAACCAGUCAACUCCAGUUGUCCAAGGCACGGAGCACUCAACAGUCUUCAUAGCGUAACAUUUGCUCAAUCACAGAACACUCAACUGUCCUUAUAGUUAAAGCUGCUGAAGACAAAGAGCAUAUCCAAAAAUCGCCAUAGUUACAGUUGCUCAAGGAACAGAGCACUCAACAGUCUUAAUGUACAGUUGCUCAAAGCAUGAUGCACUCAACUGUCAUCAAUCCAUAAAAAAAUAAGUCUGGCCUUUUAACAGUCCUCAUUGCAAACUGCUGGUGGCAUAUUGUACUCAACAACCCAUGUAAUUGUACAUACUGGACAACACUUGCAAUAUCCAGGAUCUCUCAGCCUGAUGCACUCAACAACCUUUAUGUUAAGCUGCUUUAACCACGGUGCACUCAACAAGCCAUGUUUCAUCCACAAUUGUUGUCUUUAACUAAUUAGAAGUUUUGAAAGCUACAAUCUCCAGACAAAUGCUUGGAGCAGUCAACACCCUUCCUAACUCUUAACAAGUCCAGUUCUGUUAAAUGAAAGCUUGUAGCAACCCAUCUACAUGAAUGAGCUAUGGAAUGGUGCUAAAUGAUAUUUUAGUAUAUGCUGUGCAUAAUAGAUAUUAUGUUGUGCCAUUUCCAUUAAAGAAAAGGACGGCUUUAGUACUGACUAGUGGUACUUGCAGGUAUCUUUGCAUGUGGUGAAGCAUGCAAUUUUUAUUCACCGAGUCUUGUUUAAUGUAGUUUUCUGUUGUGCAAGAUUUAAAAACAGUGCCAUGUUUUCAACAACUGUUUGAUUUAUAAAAGGUGUGUUAGUUAUUCCUUUUUCUGAAAUGAUACAAAAGGAAUCGAGUUAAGUAUAUAAAUUCAAAUAGUUGUUUUACUACAUGUCCAUUGACUGUAUAUGAGAGUGUUAAUAUAAAAAGUUGAGGGUCACUAAAAUUUCUAUGCAGCGCUUUGCAGAUUACAUUCCCUCUGAUUCUAAACUGAUCACAAGGUGUUAUUUAUAUAGAGGAUAUUUGUUUCAGUGUAAUAUCUAGAGGAUAUUUGUUUAUUUCAGUGUAAGAUCAUAUUUUUUUUUCACGAGUGUCAUAGAAAAACAUAUUUUCACGAUUGGCAAAUUUUCUGUUUCUUUUAUGCUUAUUUUCCAAGUUUUGUACAAUUCUAAAAAAAAAUCUUCAUUGCACGCUUUUUUGAAAAAGAUGUUAUUUACGCCGCUACCCGUGGGUUUGAUAUUUUCACUGAUUAUGAUUAAACUCAAUGUUUCAUUGUCAAAAGCAUGAAAGAAAGCAAUAUUUUUUCAAAGAGUGAGCACUUAAAGAUAUUUUUCAUGUGAGGUGUUGGGACGAGUGAAAUAUUUACUUUUGCUGUAUACAAGGUGAAAUGUAAUGCAAUCCAACACUAAACCAAACAAUUUUACUUUUCAUUGCAUGCUUAAUAUGGAUCAAUAUCAGUAAUUAUUUGACGCCAAAUUUUAUCAAAAUUCAGUCAUACAAGAAAUGACAUCAUUGAUUGUUUUCCCAGCACUGUGUGCCCCAGCACUGUGUGCGAUUUCAUUUAAUUUGAGAGUAGAACAGGCUAAAUUCAGUGAAACAGUAAAAUUAUAUUUUUAUGCCAACUGUUUGAAAUGGUGAGUUUAACAGGACAUAAACCAUUAUAUUCCAAUAAACCCAUGAAAAGCAUGAACUAAAUAAAUGUAUUACACAUCUAUUUAUAAUGGCUGCAAUCCACAUGAGUUGUUUACAUUUAUUGUAUUACAUACAUUGUAUAACCAAAGAGUAUUGCAUGGUAUAAGAAGUGAAAUUAUCUUUUGAGAAUUUACUGUUUGGAAUGGUAAGUUUAACAGGAUAUUGUCCAUUACUUUUCAAUAACUCCUAAAACCAUGAAUUAUACAUCAAUUUACAAUCCACUGCAUGCUGUUGAUGUGUUGAUUGCAUUUCAUACAUGUAUUACCAAAGAGCACAAAACGUAAUAUAACAAAAAAAGAAUCGUUUAUAUUACUUUGUUCAUUUUAAUUAUAAGCCGAAUUAUGAAACUUUGUCUUUUCAUCUUUGUGCAGUGAAGUUUCGGAGUAUGUAAUUUUAUGAAAAAGACUUUGUUUCUGUUUUAAUUCUUACAAUUAUUUAGUUUCCACUUAUUUCUGAAACAUACAUAUAUAGUAUUUAAAUUGUUUAAAAGUGCUACAUAUACAGUACCGGUAUAUGUUUUUUCCAGUUUUUUUCAGCAAGAUUUUUAUAAUUCAUAGAUAUUGCUUUAAUAAUAUUGAAGUAGAUUAUGUAAUAGGAUGUUGUUGAGUAAUCAAGUUAAGAAAUACUUUGUCAAUAAAUCUAAAUUAAAGCUGUACUCUCAAAGAUGUACCAUUUUUACAACAUUUUUAUUUUUUGUCUUGAAAAGAGCAUUUUUUUGCAUAUAUUUCUGCAAACCAAUGAUUUAAGAUUGCUGACAAAAAAUCAGAUCUUAGAUUUCCAUAUUUCCAUUCGAAAAUCAAUGUUUUAUGGCUUAAACCGUUACUAAUGGUUUAAGAAAAAUGCAUAAAACAUCUUUUUUUUACUUAAAUAUAAAAAUCUGCGAUCUAAAUUUUGUCAGCAGUCUUACAUAACUUGUUCCCAUGGAUUUUUGCAAAAAUUGGCUCGUUCCAAGAUAAAAAAUAAAAAAGUUGUCAAAACUUUCAAUCUGUGUGAGUGCAGCUUUAAAGACUUGGUUGAGUAAUCAAGUUUAGAAAGACUUUGUCGAGUGAUCAUAUUUUGCUUUGAUGAAAUUAAAUUUGAUUUGUUGCUACAAAGUCCUGUUUACCACAUGUAUGUAUUAUAUAGGUGCCUAUAACUAAAAGACAUUAUAAAGUACAUCUGCUGUUUAACAUUUGUGCUGCCAUCAAGAGAUUUAUUUUUCAAAAGUUCAAUGCAAGUUUGAGUAAGCAGCAUAUGAUCAUUCAUGUAUAAUUAUGGUAGUUUUGUUUAGCUAGUGAUUGAUAUGAAUCAUCAUAGUUCUGUUAUAUUCUAGGGCAUUGCUCUAUAUGCAAAGGUAAUCCCCAUGUUAAUGUUUAUCCCAAAUUAGGUUGAACGUAUCAGUCACAUUUGUUAUUAUAUUUUAAGUGUAUACAGUAAUUCUACAAGUGUGCUGGUACAAAAAAUAUAGAAACAUUUAUAUUAUUUUACUGUGAUAGUUAUAUCAUUCAAGAUUGUUAUUUGAUAAUAAAGGUAU
Molecule: messenger RNA, 4788 nt
Organism: Mya arenaria
Lineage: Eukaryota; Metazoa; Mollusca; Bivalvia; Myida; Myidae
Product: dual specificity mitogen-activated protein kinase kinase 5-like
Exons: 21
Coding region: 83-1654 (523 amino acids)
Biological process (GO): MAPK cascade; protein phosphorylation
Molecular function (GO): protein binding; ATP binding; MAP kinase kinase activity
Source: RefSeq, a predicted model, not a curated record